ACACGCACGCAUGCACGCAAUUGACAGACAGACGGAAGUGAGGUAGACUGAAAUAGCAUGUCUUCCUAUGCAGAAUAAAUACAGUGAUGCUUCCCUCCUGAUACUGACUGUACCGUCAAGCUUGAUAAACGACAACAUUGAAAAGCUGUCAUAAAACAAACGAGAUGAAUUCCUCAAGAAGAAGCGAAAGCGAUUGGCAGGGUUUGGUCAGCGAGGACUCGAGGCUCACCAAAGACAUUUACAAAGACUGGCUUGUUAAAGGUCAUCCAUAUGGCCCGAUGAAGAGCCUGCCGCAAAUCAAUAAAAGUGGGUGAAGCAGCUGUGACGAGCCAUGCUGCUGGAGCAUCACACAUGACGGCACUGCACAAGUUAAAAGCAGUUCCCACUCUAUUGAACUAAGUGGAAAAGUAAUCGUCAUCUACAUCACCACCAAGACAAUCUUCUACAACUACUACCACAUUCACCACCUCCUCAAGACAGUCUGUCAUAACUGGCGUUCCCAAAGAGGACACAUUGCGGGCUGAGACGUUAUGGUGUCUGAAUAUGAUGGAGUCUUACUACUCUUUCCACUCUAGUGAACGCACAGUUCCUGGUGUGUAAGCGCAAGUUGGAGAGCAAGAAGGAGGCCCUCCUGAUUCUGUCCAAGGAGCUGGAUACCUGUCAACAGGAGAGAGACCAAUACCAGCUGAUGGCCAACCAGCUCCGAGAACGCCACCAGGGACUCAAGAAGAAGUACAGGGAACUCAUAGAUGGAGACUCCAGUCUACCACCUGAAAAACGAAAUCAAUUGAAUUUGGCCCAGCUGUUGAGAGACUCCAGAGAAAGGACUAAGCAGCUGUCUGAAGAGGUGAAGGAGCUGCGUCAACGACUGGCUGAGGCCCAGGGGGAUAACAAGCUCCUGCGGAUGACCAUAGCCAGACAGAGGUUGGGGGAUGAAGAGGUGGGGGCAAGGCACUUCCAGGCCUAUGAGCGGGAGGACCUGGUCCAGCAGUUGGAGACAGCACGAGAGCAGAAUGAGGAGCUGGAGCACAGUGUGAAAUCUCUGACGGAUGAGCUGCAGGAUGUGAGGGCGGAGCGUAACGUGUUCCAGGAAAAGGCCCAGCGGCUGAACCACGAGGUGAACCACAUCUUGGGGGGACACGAGUGUCGGAUUCUAGACGUAGAUGCACUCUGCAUGGAGAACAGAUAUUUACACGAGCGGUUCAAACAACUGCAGGAGGAGGUCACCAUGCUCAAAAUGAAUGUCAUGAAGUACAAGAGUGCUCUGGAGAGCAGGAAGAACUCCAAGACUUAUGGCAAAGCUAACAGCAGUGCACUCACUGGGGUGCUCUCUGCCAAACAAGUGCAGGAAUUAUUGCUUUCUGAGGACAACGGAUGCAGUCUCCCUGUCACGUCUCAGUCCAUCUCAGACCUCAAGUCCCUGGCCACAGCCCUACUGGAAACUAUCCAUGAGAAGAACCUGGUCAUUCAGCACCAGCGCCAAACCAACAAGAUUCUGGGAAACCGAGUAGGGGAGCUUGAGAAUAAACUGAAGACUCUAGAGGUGUCGGGAUUAUGGAGCCUCCCAGGCCUGACUUACAAUGUGUCUCUGGGAUUCUCUGGAAGAGGGAGAGAUGCCAUCAUCCUGAAUGAAACUCUGCAGCCUAGCUCCACUGUGACAAGCUCUGAGGAGAAGAAAGUACCAUCCAAUGAUCACGAAGUACCCCCUACUGAGCACGAAGUACCCCCUACUGAGCACGAAGUACCCCCUACUGAGCACGAAGUACCCCCUACUGAGCACGAAGUACCCCCUACUGAGCACGAAGUACCCGCUACUGAGCACGAAGUACCCGCUACUGAGCACGAAGUACCCGCUACUGAGCACGAAGUACCCGCUACUGAGCACAAAGUACCCGCUACUGAGCACGAAGUACCCGCUACUGAGCACGAAGUACCCGCUACUGAGCACGAAGUACCCGCUACUGAGCACGAAGUACCCGCUACUGAGCACGAAGUACCCCCUACUGAGCACGAAGUACCCCCUACUGAGCACGAAGUACCCCCUACUGAGCACGAAGUACCCCCUACUGAGCACGAAGUACCCCCUACUGAGCACGAAGUACCCCCUACUGAGCACGAAGUACCCCCUACUGAGCACGAAGUACCCCCUACUGAGCACGAAGUACCCCCUACUGAGCACGAAGUACCCCCUACUGAGCACGAAGUACCCCCUACUGAGCACGAAGUACCCCCUACUGAGCACGAAGUACCCCCUACUGAGCACGAAGUACCCCCUACUGAGCACGAAGUACCCCCUACUGAGCACGAAGUACCCCCUACUGAGCACGAAGUACCCCCUACUGAGCACGAAGUACCCCCUACUGAGCAGGAUGUAACCCCCAAUGAGCAGGAAGUACCUCCCACUAACCACAAAGUACCCCCUACUGAGCAGGAGGUACCUUCCACUGUGCAGUCUACCACAGAGGAUGACAAGGUAGCCAAUGACAUGCAGAUCCCCGUCCCAAGACAUGUGGGGGGGUUACCCAGUGUGACGGGGGAUACAGAAAUAAGCACCAAGGAGUCAGAGCCACUAGUGUCACCAGUCAGCCUGGACACAUCCAAGCAAAACUAGUCAGGCAAAACUGCUGAGGAAGUCACUGACUUCUCAAGCAGAGACAAUAAACCUGGAUGAAUGUCAGACUGUCGACCAAUCACAAAGUGCAAAUGAGGUCACGGUGCUUCCAUGGUACCAAUUAGAUGAGACUGUAGGCGGGACUCCAUCCCCUUCCUCAAGGCCAGACUUGGACGUGUCCUCCUGUAAGACAUAUGCCACAUCAGAGCCUCUAAAUUACACAAAACCCACCCAGAGAGAGGUAAGUUGGUCAGAUGACAGCGUCUUUAGGGUGGGGUCUGAGGAGAUUGACAUGGCAGAGGGCUCUAUGACAGAAAACACCAAUCUUCCAUCCUCAACAUCAACCUGCAGCUCUCCUAUUCAAACUAGUCCCACCCACGGGGAGAAUAACCAAUCACACCACAAGGCAGAACAUUCAGAAGAUGUGAGGGUCGAGUGCUUAACGAAUAAGAAGUCAAAUCCUUCCCUUGAACAGUAGCCACUCAAGUACUGAAUGAUCAGACCGGGAUGGGAAAACAGUGAAGAAUGACAGCUACUUCAGCCAAAACCAUGCCUAGAUUGACACUGUAAUAGAAUGGGUUUCAAUAUUCCUGAGGGUGCAUUCUGUAAAAUGUCGUACUGCUUAUUGGUGAUUCCAAGCUCCCAAGAUUUCUGUUUUUACUCUGCUACAGUUGCUCUAACGUGGAAUUGAACCCUGCGGCCCUUCUAUUCAGUGGUUGAAGCUGGCCUGGACUGACCAGUACAGAGAACCUACUAGCUCCUCAUAUGUUCUACUGCUUUUUAUUUUUAUGUACACUGCUCAAAAAAAUAAAGGGAACACUAAAAUAA
Oncorhynchus mykiss (rainbow trout) is the source of this 3439-nucleotide messenger RNA. Lineage: Eukaryota; Metazoa; Chordata; Actinopteri; Salmoniformes; Salmonidae. The record is from RefSeq and is a predicted model, not a curated record.